Ostreococcus lucimarinus CCE9901 is the source of this 2640-nucleotide messenger RNA. RefSeq lists its product with no specific name. Lineage: Eukaryota; Viridiplantae; Chlorophyta; Mamiellophyceae; Mamiellales; Bathycoccaceae. The coding region runs from base 1 to 2640 and encodes 879 amino acids. The record is from RefSeq and is a predicted model, not a curated record. The transcript is spliced from 2 exons.
AUGGCGGAGAGCGCGGAGAAGCUGGAGAGGGCGAGUCAGCGCGAGAUUGAACUCGAGGAUCGGUGUUCGAGACAAGAGAGCGCUUUGGAGGCGAUGCGUGGGCAGAUAGAGGAGUUGAGCUCGACGUUGGAGGAUGAGAGGAAGCGAGUGCAGACCAAGACAAGUUCGCAGGCGAACGAGGUGAAACGGCUUCAAGAGGAAUUGCGGGAAGCGUUGGACUCGGCGGCGACGAUAAAAGAAGAGGCCGAUUUGACUGUAGAGUCUUUGCGCGCGGCAAUGGAAGCUCAAGUUGGCGGUGGCGACGGUAAUGAACGUAUGAAUGAAGAAAUCCAACGCUUGCGCGCGCGCGUCGAAGAAUUGAGCGCGUCGCAGGUAUCUUCGACAAGUAGCGACGAGUUCGCUCGAUUGGAGGAAAAGACGAUCGCUCUAGAGCGACUUUUAGAAGGCGAGCGCGCAUCAAAGGCAGUGUUGCGAGCGGAAAAGGAUGAAGUAGAAAGAUGCGCCGCUGCAGCGGAGGCGAGCGCGACCGCUCGCGAUGCGAAGACUGCACAACUCGACGAGCAAGUCGCGACUCUGUCACACCAAGUGGUUAACCUUGAGCAAGCUUUGCGUAAAGAACAAGAGUUACACGCAUCGUCGAAGAAAAAAGCCAUCGAUGACGUGAGAGCCGUAAGAAAUACGUCGACAGCGGCAGAAAAGGCCAUCGCGGCGGCGAACGCGGCGAUGGAUUCGGCGGAGACGCGCGCUGAACAAUCUGAACAAAUGGCUCGUGAACGUGAAGAAUCCAUCAAACAGCUCACCACGCAACUGGCUGAUGCAAAGCGCCGUGAGGACCAACUGAGGUUAGAGUUGAGCAAGUCUUCGGAUUCCGAUUCUCAACAACUAAAGGAGAAGCAACAGAGAAUUGAAGAGCUCUCGACGCGAGUCGCCGAACUGGAAACUGUUUCCAAGCAAGUCGAUGAUCUGAAGGAGGCUCUCCGUUCGGCGACCGCUGCCACGACGGCAGCCGCGCGUUCCAUCGAAGAAAGCGAAGUCGAACUGGCGCAAGAGCGUCAGCGCGCUGGGGUCGCGGAAGAGAAGUUCGCACAGGCUCGCCAAGCCGCUGAGGAAGCCUUGAAGAGCGUCCAGGAACGCGACGCACGAAUAAAAGAGUUGACACUUGAGCUUCAAUCGACAUCAGCUCAAGUAAAGGAGGCGCGGGACAACAUGCAACUGAUCUCUGCGAGCGCAUCUUCGAACGAAGAGAUUGAGAAACGCCGAGAAGUUGAGGUUCAAGCCGCGACGUCGCUGGCAAAAGCCUCCGAAUCACGCGCAGCUGGACUUGCAUCACAGCUUAAGAUUGCCGAAGACGCGCGAGAGGAAGCGGCCAAGGACGUCGAUCGCUUGAAACGUGAACUGAGUACCGCGCUAAAUUCGCUGAAGGCGAGCAAAUCAGCGGCAACACGCGCGGUUCAAGAAGCCGUGAGUGCGAGCGGUAAACGCGCGCAACAAUUGACAAAGGAGCUCGAAACGGCGAAACAAGAGCAUGCGAGCGCACGAUCCGUCGUCACUGACUUAGAGGUUGAGAACAAACGCAUCAAGAACCAAUAUGCUGAGCUUGAAAUCCUCGUCGCACAGCUCAGAGAAAGUCUCCAGACGAUUGAAAGAGAUGCCGAGACAAAGAAUCAUGACAAAUUGGACAUGGAGUACAUGCGGCGAGAAGAAGAUCUUCGUGCAGAAAUCAGCGACUUGGUUCUCGAGUUGCACGAAGUUCGCGAUGAUUCUAUGUCCAAGAUAGAAACGGCCGAACGACAAGUAUCCGCGCUGGAAUCCCAAAUCGAGGAGCUGGAGGCGGCGCUCAUUCAAAGCCGCGACGAGACUCGAACGCUUUCGCAACAAUCCAGCGCCAAGCGGUCCGACUUGACGCAGGAAACGAGUGAAUUGAGGAAAAAACUCGUUGAAGCGCAAGAAAUCGCCGCGACAGCAUCUGGGGCGACGGAGGCUGUGAAGCGCCGAUACGAAGCUCGUCUGCGCGACGCCAGCGAGUUGGCGGAGAAACAAAUCAUUUCACUCACGAAGGACCUAGAUAACGCGAAACGACUCGUCGAGCUGGCGGAGAAGGCAAAGGCGCACGCGCAACAAGAGGCUGCUCGCGCGGCUGACGAUUUGAAAGAAAAAGACGCCUUAUUCGAGGAGCAACUCGCGAACGUUCGUAUGGCUGUUAACGCCGUAAACGAUGAAAAGCUUGCAUUGAGUCAACAGGUUGAGGAGGCAAAGGCUGAAUGCGCAGCAAUUCGGAAGCAAAAGGAUGCUAUGGAGAACGAUCUCGUGGAAACUUGUUCGCUUCUCGAGAAAGUCUCUGCGAAAGCAAACGCGUCGGCAGAUGAAUAUAAGAUAACCAUCACCGAAAUGAACGCGUCAACUGAGAGUCUCAAGGAAAAGCUCGAGGCUGAAAUUUUGCUCGCCAUGGACCUCGCUGAGGAGAAGGAAAUCAUCAUACGAAAGAUGGAAACGCGACAAGACGAACUUCGCGCGCAGCUCGACGCUCUCCACGAAAAAUCAUCGGGGCGCACGCAGUGGUUGAGCAAACGAAGACGGCAGCGAAGGAUGCCGUUCGUAAAGCGAAUACCGCAGCGUCUCGCGCAGAGAAAGUCGCCCUGA